Messenger RNA from Diatraea saccharalis (sugarcane borer), 3561 nucleotides. Lineage: Eukaryota; Metazoa; Arthropoda; Insecta; Lepidoptera; Crambidae. The record is from the annotation of a GenBank genome assembly.
AGGCCUCAGUCGACCGAUGUCCGUGUAGUGUAUCCGCACAACACAUUAACUAAAAUAGAUAGUAACAAUAAAACAUUUCUUUUUAUAUAUUGUAAUACAAUUUCCUUGAAAAGCCGGCUCCAAUUUGUUUAGUGAACGUAGUGCUAAAUUCAUAUUUUUGUUCAAUAAAAUUCUGAUCCGUGAUGUUUUAUUCGCUGCAAUCGAUAAAUACUUAGGUAGUCGGAAAUGAUCGAAUUGGUGAAAGUGAACGAUAAAAGGGCGAUUGGCACAAUGCGGGACAUAGGGGCGGAUUCGUUCGUGUGCCGCGUGCAAUACCUGAACGAUUUGGAUCCUUUCUCGGAGUACAACGUGAGAGAGCCCUCGAGGCCACUGUACCACACAUUCAACACAACAAUACCACUGUCCUACCAAAUUGCUGCGGUGCACCGAUUGCUGCAAGCGCCACACAGGUUGGAUGAUGCCACUCUUCAAGUGUUCAAAGACGGUGAUUAUGGACCGUAUCUGGACUUGGACUCAACCCUCGGCGAGCAGGACGAAGAAUUGGAAGGUCUUCAAGACAAUCGGAAGAAUACGCUUGUUCUGCGAACGCAACUGCCAGUCAGGGUUCACGCGAUUAUCGAGAAACUCUUGCACAGCCAGGGACGCGAGCUGCGCCGAGCGCUGUUUUCCCUCAAGCAGAUUCUUCAGUCCGAUAAAGACUUAGUCCACGACUUUGUCGCUAACAAAGGACUAGACUGCUUGAUGCAAGUUGGCAACAUGGAGGACCAGAAUUAUAUAGACUAUAUACUUAGAGCACUUGGACAGAUUCUUCUUUACAUCGAUGGAAUGCAUGGAGUGAUGAAUCACAAAAGAUGCGUCCAAUGGCUCUACUCUUUGAUCUCAAGCAAAUUUCGUCACGUCGUCAAAACCGCACUCAAGCUUCUGGUCGUAUUUGUUGAAUAUACGGAAAAGAACUCCCUUCUUCUCAUUGACGCUAUCAACACUGUAGAUAAUGCCAACGGCAGACAACCUUGGUAUAACAUUAUGAAGAUUCUACAAGAUAUUGAUGCAUCCGAUACUGAAUUACUCAUUUAUGCUACAACUCUUAUAAAUAUAUGUUUGAACAACAUACCCGAUAGGGACACUUACUACGACCAAGUUGACGCUCUGCAGGAUCAGGGUAUGGAUGAAAUUAUCCAGUUGUAUAUGACGAAACAAGGCACUGAUCUAGAUCUCUUGAGACAACUUCAGAUAUUUGAAGCAGUUCUCCUAUAUGAAGAUGGUGAUGAGACAGGUACAGCGUUGAAGCAAUUAGACGAAUCUGUAGUAAGUUCUGUCAGGCGACGAAGUAUAAACUUGAAUACUUCUGAGAGGCGAAAAUCUAAAAAGCAGCAAUCUAAGGAGAAAGGUAACCAGCGAUAUACAUCAGGAUUAAAACAGAGGAUUCAAAAUGGUACUCUAGGACAUAGUGUAAAUGCAGUGGAUGCUUUAGCAGCAAUACGUCAAAAGCAAAUCGACACUACUCCUGAAAUAAAAGAUGAUCGUGGAAUUCUACUUAAUAGGGAGCAUAGUAUAAAAGAUCUAGCACAGAGGUUAACAAGUCCUGUUAGUCCUACAAGUGAAGAUAAACCUCUUCGUGUAGCAGAAAUGACAGGAAUAGUAUCAAAAGCCAAAGAAGAACUAGCUAAGUCACAAUCUAAGGAAGUACUAAAAAGUCCUAGUAUAGAGAAGACUCAAAAAAUUAGUGAAAUUAAAGUUUCUGAAAAUGAACUUCAUUGGGAAGAAUUGAGGCAAGGUUGUCUAAAUAGAGAAUUCCAUUUAUGUGAUCUUGAUUUUUCGGAUUUGCGUCAUGACUCGGAUGAUGACAUGAUGUCACCUGUUAUAAAUGCUGCCAAUGGACCGCCACCACCUCCACCUGGAAUGUUCUUACCCUCUGUCUGUAAUCCCCCUCCUCUUCCUGGUCCUCUUACCAACGGCCAAAAGAAUAAUGUACCUGCACCGCCACCGAAACCGUCACAUUCUUCUGAGUUCUCUAACAAUUCGGACAGCACGACAAUAAAGAAAAAUAAGAAAACUGUAAAAUUGUUCUGGCGCGAAGUACAAGAAAAUCCAGCCCCGAUAGCAAUGAGAACAAAAGUUGGAGGUUUUAUUUGGGACGACCUUCCUGAGGUUACUUUGGACACAAAAACUCUUGAACAUUUGUUUGAGUCAAGAACCAACGAUCUUAUAAUAAAGGUAAAAUUAAUGGAACCGAAACGCAAUCUGAUUUUGGAUACUAAACGGUCUAAUGCAAUAAACAUUGCCAUGAAAAAGUUGCCAACACCUCAAACUAUCAAAGCAGCAAUCAUGAAAAUGGAUGCAACAGUCGUUGGUAGAGAAGGCAUUGAAAAAUUACUGACAAUGCUACCAACUGAAGAAGAAAAGAUAAAAAUUCAAGAAGCACAGUAUGCCAAUCCUGAUUUGCCACUUGGUAGUGCAGAGCAAUUCCUACUGACGUUAGCUUCCAUUAAUGAACUGUCAUCUCGUCUGAAAUUAUGGGUGUUUAAAUUGGAUUUUGAUAAUUCGGAAAAAGAAAUCGCUGAACCACUUAUGGACUUAAAACAAGGAAUUGAACUUUUGAAAGUGAAUAAAACAUUCAAAGUAAUCCUUGCUACUUUGAGGUCUGUUGGGAGUUUUCUCAAUGGAAGCCAAGUUAGAGGUUUCCGUUUAGAAUAUUUAUCAAAAGUGAUGGAGGUCAAGGAUACAGUGCAUAAACAUCCGUUGCUACAUCACAUCUGCGAAAUGAUUAUUGAGAAAUUUCCUGAUACUUCAGAUUUGUUUAGUGAGGUUGGUCCAGUGAUUCGGGCGUCGAAAGUAGAUUUCGACAUCCUCAGUACAAAUCUCCAAAAGCUAGAAUCUGAUUGCAAGGCGUCCUGGGAUCACAUGAAAAGAAUUGCCAAACACGAUGGCUCCCAAAUCUUCAAAACCAAAAUUAAUGAAUUUCUUACAGAUGCUGCGGAAAGAAUAAUAUUGUUAACAGUUAUAAGAAAAAGAGUGAUGAGCAGGUACAGCAAAUUUUUGUUAUAUCUUGGAGUUCCCCCAGGCGACAUCAUAAAAACAAAACCUUCCGAAUUCUUGAAGGUAAUAGCCGAAUUUGCUUUGGAAUACCGUACCACCAGGGAAAGGGUAUUGCAACAAUUAGAGAAGCGGGCAAAUCACAGAGAAAGGAACAAAACAAGGGGUAAAAUGAUCAUAGAUGUCACUUCAAUUGGAAAUUACACAAACAAAAUAGAAGACAAUUCAGCAGAUAACGCAUUAAAAGAACUCCUCAAAACAGAUCCAGAUACUGAUAGUCUUACUGAAAGUAGACGGAAACCAAUCAAUCAUAGAAGAAUCGCAGCAAAUGGUGAGCUAUCAGCCGAUGAUGAGAUUAUAGAAAGUCUAGUGAGGUCGGCCACAUCUAAAAGAAAACCAAUAGCACGCGAGAGAAGAAGGAACAGGCUCUCGGAUAAGAAAAAUUUCAACAGAACAUUGGAUGGUCACCAAUCCUGGCCAGGACCAGAGAUUAUUUCAGGAUCAGCUGCUGAUACUCAACGUAGAUAA